AUGCCAUCCUUCAAUCAGAGCAUCUUCCACCCUGCAGUUUUCUUCCUUACGGGCAUCCCUGGUUUUGAAACUUACCAUGCCUGGAUCUCUAUCCCAUUCUGUUGUCUCUAUGCCGUUGCCAUCACUGGGAAUGGAAUGAUCUUGUUUGUCAUCAUCACUGAGCCAAGUCUUCAUGAACCCAUGUACUAUUUCCUCUCUAUGCUAUCCUGCACGGACCUAGGACUGUGCCUUUCCACAGUGGUCACCAUACUGGGUAUUUUCUGGUUUAAUGCUCGAGAAAUCAGCUUUGAUGCCUGCGUUGGCCAAAUGUUCUUUAUCCAUGGUUUCACGUUCAUGGAGUCCUCAGUACUCCUGGCGAUGGCCUUUGACCGCUUCAUUGCCAUCUGUAACCCACUGAGAUAUGCCACAAUCUUAACCAAUUCAAGGAUCAUCAAAGUGGGCUUUGCAGUAGUUAUUAGGGGAACAACAGCUCUAGUGCCUUUACUUCUGCUCCUUAAGCGUCUGUCCUUCUGCCGUAGUCAUGUUCUGCACCAUUCAUAUUGUUUCUACCCAGAUUAUCUAUAUUAUCAUGUGAUGAAGCUCUCAUGCACAGACACCAGGAUUAAUAGUGCAGUUGGAUUGACUGCCCUGAUCACCACUGCUGGAGUAGACUCGGUCUUUAUCAUCCUUUCUUAUGUUUUGAUCAUUAAGACUGUCCUCAGCAUUGCAUCCUCAAAAGAUAGGAAGAAAACCUUCAACACAUGCAUCUCCCAUAUUGGGGCUGUUGCUGUAUUCUAUAUCCCAUUGAUCAGUUUGUCCUUUGUUCACAGAUUUGGGAAACAGGCUCCACCAUAUGUACAUACUAUGAUUGCCAAUGCCUAUCUGCUGAUCCCCCCUGUGAUGAACCCCAUUAUCUACAGUGUGAAGACCAAACAGAUACGCAGGGCUGUGCUGAAAGUUCUCCAUCCCAGUGCAGCAAAGAACUAG
Myotis brandtii (Brandt's bat) is the source of this 966-nucleotide messenger RNA. Its product is annotated as olfactory receptor 51F2. Gene Ontology annotation, molecular function: olfactory receptor activity; G protein-coupled receptor activity. Gene Ontology annotation, cellular component: membrane. The coding region runs from base 1 to 966 and encodes 321 amino acids. Gene Ontology annotation, biological process: G protein-coupled receptor signaling pathway. NCBI's taxonomy places the organism in Eukaryota, Metazoa, Chordata, Mammalia, Chiroptera, Vespertilionidae. The transcript is spliced from 2 exons. The record is from RefSeq and is a predicted model, not a curated record.